Molecule: messenger RNA, 255 nt
Organism: Protopolystoma xenopodis
Lineage: Eukaryota; Metazoa; Platyhelminthes; Monogenea; Polystomatidea; Polystomatidae
Source: the annotation of a GenBank genome assembly
AUGAAGAUGAGUCAGCGGGACGUCCGGAGAGCCCCGGGUCAGAGGGAGCAGUGGGCAUCAAAGAAGCAAAGGGAGAGAGAAAGAGUUAAUCUGUUUGUUGGGUGCACCAGCUGGCCGGGUGUGGGGCAAAUGUCGGAACCCACUUGGGCAAGAUCUACGACCGCUCAAACAAGUGUCCACAGAUGUGUCCCAGCCUCCAGUUCCUCUCCACAUUCAGCCUGGCUGAACCGAUCGCCCAUGUACAAGAAACACUGA